Ctenopharyngodon idella (grass carp) is the source of this 6671-nucleotide messenger RNA. Its product is annotated as RAC-alpha serine/threonine-protein kinase. NCBI's taxonomy places the organism in Eukaryota, Metazoa, Chordata, Actinopteri, Cypriniformes, Xenocyprididae. The coding region runs from base 552 to 1973 and encodes 473 amino acids. The record is from RefSeq and is a predicted model, not a curated record. Gene Ontology annotation, molecular function: ATP binding; protein serine/threonine kinase activity. The transcript has 15 exons. Gene Ontology annotation, biological process: protein phosphorylation.
GUCUGUUUAAGACAACCUGACGUCACUGCCUGCGCAACUCAGUGCUCACUACUGCAUCACACUGAAAUAUCCCGAACGAAGGGAAAACCAAACGAGGUGGAUGAAAUACACGCCAAGCCGAGGAGAGAGAUAAUAAGAGCGGGAAGAGUAACUUCUGCAGGACAUACUUUUACCCACAACAUGAUGGAAAUAAGAUAUACGAUAAGAAGCUUGAAGAAUUUGUGAAAUGAGCCGAAGUCGCAUCUGAAGUGUUGAGCGUGGCGGCUUUGGGAGGGGCCGUUCUCAGAGACAAGCUGCAGUGGCAGCACCAGACACACAUGAGACUUCCCUGGUGCGUUUGGGGUUGUGUGAGACAGACAGACAGACAGACAGAGAGAGACAUUAGAGAAGGUAGUUGUGCCUGAGAGUUAUAGGUCUGUGUGCACCUUUGCAUUUGCUUGGCAUCAUUACCAUUUGUCAUGCUGAAUGUCUAGACUGAAGACACCCAACACUUCCCACCUUCUGCUCCUGGUCCGAGUCAAAGGGACAAGAGGGUUUUCUCCCCAGCCACAAUGAGUGAUAUUGCCAUUGUGAAGGAAGGAUGGCUACAUAAGCGAGGAGAAUACAUAAAGACAUGGAGACCAAGAUAUUUCUUACUCAAGAGUGACGGAACAUUUAUUGGGUACAAAGAGCGACCGCAAGAUAUUGACCAGCUGGAAACUCCACUCAAUAACUUCUCAGUGGCACAAUGUCAGCUGAUGAAGACGGAGCGACCGAAGACAAACACUUUUAUUAUUCGUUGCCUGCAGUGGACUACUGUUAUUGAACGCACUUUUCAUGUUGAGACCCCAGAAGAAAGGGAGGAGUGGACAAAGGCCAUCCAGGCUGUGGCAGAUAGUCUACAGAAGCAGGAGGAAGAGAGAAUGGACUCUUCACCUGACCCCAUGGACAUGGAGAUGUACCUGUCCAAACCUCGACUCAAAGUGACAAUGCAUGACUUUGAAUACCUCAAACUUUUGGGGAAAGGCACAUUUGGGAAGGUCAUACUAGUGAAGGAAAAAGCCACGGGCAAAUAUUAUGCCAUGAAAAUUCUCAAGAAGGAUGUGAUAGUAGCAAAAGAUGAGGUAGCACACACACUUACUGAAAACCGGGUCCUCCAGAACUCCAAACACCCUUUCUUAACAGGUCUGAAGUAUUCUUUCCAGACUCAUGACCGAUUGUGUUUUGUUAUGGAGUAUGCAAAUGGUGGAGAGCUUUUCUUUCAUUUAUCACGAGAUCGAGUUUUUUCGGAAGAGAGAGCUAAGUUUUAUGGGGCAGAGAUUGUCUCAGCCCUGGAUUACCUUCAUUCGGAGAGAAACGUGGUAUAUAGAGACCUAAAGUUGGAGAACCUGAUGCUGGAUAAAGAUGGCCACUUAAAGAUCACAGAUUUUGGCCUGUGUAAGGAGGGAAUUACAGAGGGAGCAACAAUGAAGACAUUCUGUGGUACACCAGAGUAUCUCGCUCCAGAGGUUCUUGAGGACAAUGAUUACGGCCGGGCAGUGGACUGGUGGGGAUUGGGUGUGGUCAUGUACGAGAUGAUGUGCGGCCGGUUGCCCUUCUACAACCAGGAUCAUGAGAAGCUCUUUGAAUUAAUCCUCAUGGAUGACAUCCGUUUCCCUCGUACACUUGGGCCUGAGGCAAAAUCAUUGCUGUCAGGACUGCUCCAGAAAGACCCAAAACAGCGGUUAGGCGGAGGUCCAGAGGAUGCAAAAGAAAUCAUGCAGCAUAAGUUCUUUGAAGGCAUUGAGUGGCAAGAUGUUUAUGAGAAGAAGCUUGUUCCACCUUUUAAGCCCCAGGUAACCUCAGAGACAGACACUCGCUAUUUUGACGUGGAGUUUACAGGGCAGACUAUCACCAUCACACCCCCAGGCCAAGAUGAAAACAUGGAGUCCUUUGACAGUGAUAGAAGACCCCACUUUCCUCAGUUCUCAUAUUCUGCCAGUGGCACAGCAUAAAGAACCCCUUAAAAAAUAGUUGACCCAGAAAUUAAAAUUUUGUGAUUAUUUAGUUAUCCUCAUGUCAUUCCAAAGCUGUAUGACUUUCUUCCUUAUUUGGAAUAGAUUUUUUAAUAUCCUGACAAAACUUUAAUUCUGUCAUUUUUGGAGUUUAACACUGUUCCAUGAAGCUAGCUGAACAAACUCUGAGGUUCACAGUAGGUUUAGAGUUGACAAAACAUACAAACCCAACCCGGUUUAGAUCAAGUUCAGUGGGCUCACAACGCUCGAUAUAAACGUUCUCUGUCAACUCAGAGUUUGAUCCAGGGUUUGUGAUGUCCCGUGUGCCAGUCACACCGAACAUGGAGAGCAUCAGUUUGAUUCACUUGUUGUGAGAGAGCAGCCCAAUUCACUUCUCUGUUGAAUAUUAAGAGAUCUUUAUGAAAAAUAUCAUGAAUUUAAACCCAUUUACAAAGCAGGAACAAACACUGCUGCUGCAGCGAAAGUUUGAGAAGGCAGCUGAAAAAAUACCUGACUAUAUUAAUGCAAGUGAAUUAACUGAAUUUAAAUAAUAAUUUAUAAAAGUUCAUGAAGAGUUCAAAAGAAAACACGUAAGCUUAAUAAGUUUAAAAGCUUUAUAUUAAAGCUUGUAUUUAUAUAUAUAUAUAUAUAUAUAUAUAUAUAUAUAUAUAUAUAUAUAUAUAUAUAUAUAUAUAUAUUUAAAUGCAAAGUUUAAUAUUAAUUGUCAAUUCAUAUAAUAAUUAAAUUAAUCUUUUAUGAAUUAUACAUAAUUAUAAUUCAUAUAAUAUAAGUAUAAUAAAUAAUUAGCAGCAAAAGAUGGCCAAUUUUUUCUAAAUUCUUUCACUAUGAACUGCUUUAAUUUGGAGCAAGAGAUACAGGGAUAUUGGCUUUAUGGCAUCACACACACAAACACAUAUAUAUGCAUGUCACUUUGCUCAAAGCUAAUUUUGGUCCAGUUUUGGUUUGCGAUUUCUAACCUAGAAUAAAACCUGCUCUGAAGUAGGUUAGCCGUAUAACGUAAGUUCUAAUGGCGAUGAACACUGCUAAAAUCCAAUCCACCUUCUUGAGCAGGAAAAACCAGUUUGCUGAAACUAAUCUUAAAUUAACCUGGGUAGCAAGUGAAACCGGCUUCAUGCAACAGGCCUCAUGCCCACACUGGGCACGACCAUUGUCGCAUCAAAGUGCAACAGCUUGAGGCUGUCUACACUGGAUGUGUCAUAGUGAAUGUUUCAGUUCCAUUUGUCCUGUUGUCAGAAGUAGCCCAAGCAUGUGGUGUAUACCAGAAAUAGAAUGGGGCAUCAGUUUUCUUUUGGCUAUGCCACAUCCAGUGUAGACAGCAUCACUAAUUGUAAUGGAUUAAAUUUGCUUUUGACAAUGUCACAUUGCGAUGCUUGUAUAACCACAGUGUGACGGUCCCAGUCCCCAUUCACUUUCAUUAUAUGGAACAGUUGCCAGUGCAUUUUUGAACAUUCCACCUUUGUAUUCUUAAAGCAUGCUUGAAAAAAGAAAGCCAUACAGAUUUGGACAUGAGGUUGAAUAAAUUACAGAAUUUUCAUUUUGGGUCAAACUAUUCCUCACUAAUAACACAUAUGCACACAGUUUCUGCACAAAACACUCCCCUGUGGCACUGCUAAUACCUGCAACACAGCCAUUGCUGUACUCCACUUCUUAAGUAGUAACACCCUUCCCAUACUGGAAUUCACACUGUUUCACCAGUGGUUAUUAUUCAGUCUAAUUCUCUAUUAAACAUUUAGCUAGCUUCUCACAAAUGCACAUUGUUUCUUAAAUUGAAAGGAUAGUGGAUAUUUCACCCAAAAAUGAAAAUUGUUAUUCUUUACUCACCUUCAUGUUGUUCCAAACCUGUAUUACUUUCUUUCUUCUCUUCUUUCCUCUUUAAUUGUACUUAAAAAUGUUGUCCUUACAUAUGAAUGUAGUGUAUCAUGGUUUGUGUCCUAUGAGGACACAAUAUUACCUGAAUACCAAAGAAGUAAUUAAAGGGGUAGUUCACCCAAAAAUGUAUUAAUUUUCAUUAAUAAUUAAAUGUCAUUAAUUACUCACCGUCAUGUCGUUCCAAACCCUUUUGUUCAUCUUUGGAACACAAAUGAAGAUCUUUUUUGAUGAAAUCUGGAAAAAUUCUGUCCCUCCAGCUACGUAACUACCACUUUGACUCUUUAAAAAAUUCAUAAAGAGAUCGUAACACUAAUUCUUAUGAAUUGAGUGGUUUAGUCCACAUUUUCUGAAGAGAUUUGAUCACUUUAUAGGAUGAACAGAUUGAAUUUAGGCUUAUAUUCACAUAAACAUUCAACUCACACAUCAGUUGUGGUAAACGGAAGCUCAAGCAUGUUUGCUUGAUGCGUGCGAGAACCAGUGAAGAGCCUUCAGCAAGAGGUUUGUUCUCUCGCACGUCAAUCAUGUUCAGUUGAGCUUCUGUUUAUGUUCACUGAUCGAUGUUUAUAUGUGAAUAAAAGCCUAAAUUAAAUCUGUUCAUUAUAAAAAGUGAUCGUGUCUCUUUAGAAAAUUUGGACAUAUGUAUUAGUUCCCUUUCCAUGGUUAUAUACGUAACCAGAGACGUUUUAUGAUCUUUUUAUGAACUUUUUAAAGCGUCAAAUUUUCAGUUGUGUAAGCUGUCUGUGGAGGGACAGAAAGCUCUAAGUUUUCAUCAAAAAGAUCUUCAUUUGCGUUCCAACGAUGAAGGAAAGAUUUGCGAGUUUGGAACGACAGGAGGGUGAGUAAUUAAUGACAGAAUUUUCAUUUUUGGGUAAACUAACCCUUUAAUUACAGAUGGAGACUCAUGUUGGAGCAUAAGUUUCAAAAAAGUUUGUUUUGAUUCUCUUUUAUUAGAAUAAUCUUUCAAAAGAUUCAAUGCAUUUGCCAAGAUACUGUUAACCACUGAGAUUUUUAUCAAACAGAACAGCUUCAUUCAGUAAUUCAGUAUAGUAGAUUGUUUUUGCCCCAUUGAGGAAGUACUAUUUGCUUGAACGUUACAGCCGUGGACUGAAGCUUUCAGCUAUAGUGGUUAUAAAGGAAAUUCUUUUGUAUGUCAGUGCAGUUUAUAAUUUAUAAGAUCUGUCUAUGAAAUGUAUUCAUACAUUCAUGACUCUCAGUUGCCAAGAAACAAUACUGAUGUUUGUCUUCAUGUGAGUUCAUUGUAGCAGGAAAUAGUUACACUGCAUAAACGAACUAAAAUUGUCAAAUAAUCUAUCUGCUUAAUUAUUUGUUUUCGUUUCAUGGUACCCAAUAUUUUUUAUGUUGUAUAUGAAUUCAUGUAAGAAUUGCAUUUCAAGGAAUUUUUUGCUAAACUUUCCAGACCCUUCAUUUUGAAAACAGUGCUGCAGUUAAUUUAAGUAAAACAGUUUGGCAUAUUUAGCAUUGGAAGAAUUGUAUGAUUCAUCCCCCCAAUGAAUAAGCUGCAAAUUCAGUUUUUUUUAAGCCUCUGCAAAUGUAGCAUAUUUAAAAAUUCACAUAACAAUGAAUAAGCAGGUUUCAGCAUUUUAGAUAAACAUUGGACAAAAUGUGCACAGACCAAACAUUUCUGAGAAUGGUUUUGGUCCAUAUUUUAAUAAUGAAUCCCCAAAAAAUAUUGUGUUGGUUGCUGGUCUAAUGUGUAUCUCUAUAUUUUUCUUUUUUUUCUACUUUGCUUUUAUAUUUAUUUAUAUACGUUUUUCUACUUUGCUAAAAUGAAAUAUUUUGUAUUGAUACAGUUCUAAAAUUGUGAAUGUUUCUCUAAAAAACCACGAGCUUUAGUUAUUUGAGUUAUUGUCUUCUUUCUAGCCUCUGAAAGAAGAAAGGCUGACUGAAAGACAAAAAAAACUAGACCAUGUUUUUUUUUUGUCUUUCAGUCAGCCUUUCUUCUUUCAGAGGCUAGAAAGAAGACAAUAGCUUCUUAUAUAUAUAUAUAUAUAUAUAUAUAUAUAUAACGUUUAAAUAAAAGUUUUUUGGAUUAAAGACUAUCUCCUUGUGUUUGUUGAUGAAUCUCACACCUUUAGGAGAAUAAUGAUUAUGCUUAGGAAAUUGAGAAUAUACAGUAUUUGUCAUGGAAUUGCUUCGAGAUCAGUUCAUGUAAGUAAGCAUCAAUUCUAACACAUUUAUGAACAUAGGCUAUAUAUGAAUCAAAGUAUAGUGCCAUGUUUAACUAUUUAAAUGUUUAGCAAACAUCUCUUAUUGAUCAUUGUAAUACAUAUAAGAACAUGGGCUAUUAUGAAACAAAGCAGUAUGCCAUUUUGACCUUUUUUUAUUUUAUUUUAUAUAGUAACAUGCAGUAGUAGCAAACUGUCUCUUAGUAUUAUACAUUUUCACUUCUUGUCUGUGUUCUUUGAGUUUAGUUCAUUCCCUGGGUUUUUUCUCAAUCAGCUGCCCAGGUCGUGAAUCAGUAUAUCGUGUACACGAAUUUGCUCAGGACACUGACUCAAAACAUAUUGGGGCAAUGAUGGCUCUAUUUCUGGCAACAUGGCAACAUCCUCAGUGUACAGAGUCACUACUUGUAUUUAUGAACAACAUCUUUCUGAAAUUACUUGUUUGUUAUUUAAAAGUACAUUAUGAUAAAUACUUUGAUUGUUACAUAUCCCUGAAACAUUUUAGCCAUAAAUGUUAGCUACAUUAUGUCCAUUACUUGUCUAUAUUUAUGCUGAAAUAUAAUUAAAUAGUGGUUUGUUUGUUUGUUUUUUUACAAAAUAAAAACAUCUAUCCCGUGUCAUUAUG